Messenger RNA from Leptonychotes weddellii (Weddell seal), 348 nucleotides. NCBI's taxonomy places the organism in Eukaryota, Metazoa, Chordata, Mammalia, Carnivora, Phocidae. The record is from RefSeq and is a predicted model, not a curated record.
AUGACCAAUCAGAAGAACAAGAAAGGUUGGGGCGAAGAUGAGCCAGAUGAAGAGUCACACACACCCCUCCCUCCUCCUAUGAAGAUCUUUGACAAUGACCCUACACAGGAUGAGAUGUCCUCCUCUUUGCUAGCAGCCCGGCAGGCUUCCACUGAAGUACCUUCUGCUGCAGACCUUGUCAGUGCAAUAGAACAAUUGGUCAAAAGCAAGCUGAGUCUAGAAGGAGGCUCAUACCGGGGAAGCUUGAAAGACCCUGUAGGCUGCCUGAAUGAGGGGAUGACCCCACCCACACCUCCUAGAAACCUGGAAGAAGAACAGAAAGCCAAGGCCCUGAGAGGCCGGAUGUAA